GCCCGGCGCGGCGCGGCGCAGUCGGCUCCAGCGCGCAGGGCAGCGCGGAGGUGUCCUCGGCCGUGCCGCCUUCCGCCGCCGGGCUGCGCCGCCAGAGCCGGGACGCGUCUCCGCGCCCCUCGCCGCCUCCACCCCGCGGCCGCCGCUCCGCUCGCUAUCGGCGCGGACACCAUGACGAAGAAAGAGAAGAAGUCCUUCAACCAGUGCAUGGCCGAGUGGAAGCUCUUCCUCUACAACCCGACCACCCGGGAGUUUCUGGGGCGCACCACGAAGAGCUGGGGUUUGAUCUUGCUCUUCUACCUAGUCUUUUAUGGCUUCCUGGCUGCACUCUUCUCGUUCACAAUGUGGGCUAUGCUUCAGACUCUGAACGAUGAAGUUCCAAAAUACCGUGACCAGAUUCCUAGUCCAGGGCUUAUGGUUUUUCCGAAACCAGUGACUGCGUUGGACUAUUCAUUCCGUGUGUCUGAUCCAGAGUCCUAUAGAGGAUACGUAGACGAUCUCACCAAAUUUCUAAAGUCAUACGAUUUAGAAGAACAGAAGAAUCUCACAGCCUGUCCCGAUGGAGCCCUUCGUGAACAGAAGGGGCCGACUUAUACUGCGUGCCAGUUUCCUGUCGUUUCCCUUAAAGGAUGCAGUGGUGUGGAGGACCCCGAGUUUGGCUACUCCACAGGAAACCCUUGUAUUCUUGUGAAAAUGAACAGGAUAAUUGGAUUAAAACCUCAAGGAAAACCGAGGAUAAAUUGUAUUUCGAAGGGUGAAAAGACAGCCACUCUAUCAACUUAUCCAUCUAAUGGAACUAUAGACUUAAAAUAUUUUCCAUAUUAUGGGAAAAAACUGCAUGUGAGGUAUCUCCAGCCAUUAGUUGCUGUCCAGGUGGCCUUUAAUACUACCAGUACUGGAAAAGAAGUAACAGUCGAGUGCAAGAUUGAUGGAUCACCCAAUCUAAGAAACCAGGAUGAUCGUGACAAGUUUUUAGGACGAGUUGUUUUCAAAAUCACAAUGCAUGCAUAGUAGGCAUUAGGAUAUCUCCACAGAGUAAAUGUUGUGUUGUCUGUCGUCAUUUUGUAUCAGCUGGACCUGCCAUUCUAGAAUUAUGAGACCACCUUGGAGAAAGGUGGGGUGGUACAUGACACUGGGGUAACAUCAUAACGUGCUUCCAGAUCAUAGUGUUCAUUGUGCCCUGAAGUAACUGCCUGUUGCCUCUGCUGCCUUUCGAACCAGUGUACACUCACCAGAUAGGGACCGUGAACACCUGAUUCUGAUCAUGUAGAAUGGGGAAGGGGCUUGUUGUAUUUUUAUGUGGUUUAUUUACCAAGUGUCUAAAGCUUAAUGUGCUGUGCUAUGUAAAUAUUUUAUAGAUUUAACACUGGUUAACUGUCAUAUUUUGAUGCCAGCAAAGUUUUAGGGAUAAUAAAUGGUACCUGACCAAGAUAAGUGACUUUAUAGCUGCAAGAAAUGUGGUGUGUGGAGAAGUUCUGUAUGUGAGGAGGAAAGAAGAAAAUAAAAGUGGAUUUAAAAUGUCUUGGAUUUUUUUGUAAAAUUAUUUUUUACAUGACGGAUUAGUCUGUGGAUCUCUUUGAGUAAGAGCAUAAACUUUUUGUUGUAAAACAUGUAAAAAAAAUAGCAAUGGGAUUAUUUUUAAUGCUGGAACUGUAUCUCUUAUAGAUUAAAGUAGUUUAGACCAUAGAUGAAGCAUAGCAUUUUUAGGUUAGCCGAUAUGAAUAUCUACUUAAUUUUUUAUGAAAUUAAAUUCGUAAGAUUUAAAUUGUACAAUAGUUUGUGAAAUAUCUUGUUACUGCUUUUAUUUAGCAGACUGUGGACUCUAAUAAAAUAUAUAAAUGGUGAAAUAUAAAAA
Molecule: messenger RNA, 1855 nt
Organism: Equus caballus (horse)
Lineage: Eukaryota; Metazoa; Chordata; Mammalia; Perissodactyla; Equidae
Gene: ATP1B3
Product: ATPase Na+/K+ transporting subunit beta 3
Biological process (GO): intracellular sodium ion homeostasis; potassium ion import across plasma membrane; sodium ion export across plasma membrane
Cellular component (GO): sodium:potassium-exchanging ATPase complex
Molecular function (GO): ATPase activator activity
Source: RefSeq, a predicted model, not a curated record